Eucalyptus grandis is the source of this 844-nucleotide messenger RNA. Its product is annotated as early nodulin-like protein 1. Gene Ontology annotation, cellular component: plasma membrane. The record is from RefSeq and is a predicted model, not a curated record. Lineage: Eukaryota; Viridiplantae; Streptophyta; Magnoliopsida; Myrtales; Myrtaceae. Gene Ontology annotation, molecular function: electron transfer activity.
CUCCAUCGCCUUAAAGCUUCCCACCAUCAACCAGCAUCUCCUCUCUCUGUCUUUCUGCGCAAUGGCUGCUUCUGCAACCUCUCUUCCAUCUCCUCUCUCCCUGACCCUUCUCCUCCUGCUCCUGGGCAGCAUCUCCUCCCUGUCGCGAGCCGCCGAGGUCCUCGUGGGAGGAGCCGCCAACGGCGGCGCCUGGAAGAUCCCCUCCUCGCAGACGGCCGACGCUCUCAACUCGUGGGCCGAAGCCCGCUUCCGCAUCGGCGACGCCCUCGUCUUCAAGUACGACCCCGCCCAGGACUCCGUCCUCCAGGUCACCAGGGCCGGCUACCUGGCCUGCAACGCCUCCGGCCCCGUCGCCCAGUACGUCAACAAGGGCGGCGAGGCCAAGGCGGAGCUGGACAGGUCCGGUCCCUUCUACUUCAUCAGCGGAGCUCCCGGCCACUGUGGGAAGGGACAGAAGCUGAUCAUCGUCGUGCUGUCGCCCAGGCGUGCCCCCGCCGAGGCGAGCUCUCCGGCUCCUGCUCCGGCGGAGACCGAGGUGCCGGCGGUGGCUCCGACCAGUGGGGCUGCGAGGUUGGGCCUCAAGAUGGGUUGGGCCUUGGCUGCGGGCUCGUUGUUCGGGGUCUUCGGCUUGGGCUUGUUUUGAGUUGAAGAUACAUAAGGGAUUUCCGUUCUGUGUGGGGAUGAGAUGGAAUUAUUGUGAUGUUCCCUUCCCAAUCGUUUAAAUAUGAUUCGUUAAUUCUUUGGAAAUUUCCAGGUCAUCGAAAAUUUUACAUGUAUUCCUAUUGGCCUGAGCAAUCCAUUCUAUUUUUUUCUGAAGAAAAUAUAUAUUUCGUGCAGUUUUUAA